UGGACAAAUCAAGUACUCAGCAUCUGCAAAACUAAGAGUGAAAAAGGUUUUUGACCAACUAAAGAUAACUGAAGCAUCAUGGCGUGUGAAAAUGACUACUGCACCAUCAUGUCUGGUCUGAAGGAGCUUGAUUUCCAAGGAAAUGCAAUGCCUAGUGAUCUUGUGCUAAUAGGCGACCAUGCCUUUCCACUUGCCAUGAAUCCAAGAGGUCAAGUUCUGAUUGCUGCAUCUCGUUACGGUCAGGGACGUGUGGUGGUGUUGGGACAUGAAAGCUACUUGAGCCGUUUCCCCAGUCUGAUAGAAAAUGCCCUGAUGUGGCUCAUGCCAUGUACCGGUGAUGCCAGCAUUGUAGGGAUGCAGAAAAAAUUUGGUUCUGUAGCUGAUAACUUGCGCAGUUCAUCUAUCAGAACUGAGCUUGGAGGUUUUCGCCAGGGAUUUGCUGUAUAUAUCACAGAUGCUUACAGCGUUGAUGAAUGUGCAAAGAAUAUGAUUGCUUUUCUCAAAGCUGGUGGUGGAUUGAUAAUUGCUGGCCAAGCAUGGCAUUGGGCUGAUACUCAUCCAAAGGAGGAUGUUUUUCUGAACUUCCCUGGUAACAAGGUGUGCAGCGUCGCAGGAAUUUACUUUACAGAACACCCAGGAGAAUGUGGCGUAUUCCCUGUGCCUUCAAAUAUCCCAUCUAGUUGGCUUGCUGUAUCAAUCGAUAAGGAUUUUAAGAAUGACCUAGAAUCCCUUCUGAAAGGUGUGCCUCAGUUUGACAUCCAAGGUUCGUUGGCAUCUGAGCUGACGGUCCAUGGAACAUUAGCAUUUCCUAUUGCAGUCACUCCAACAGGACAAACAUUCAUUGCCGGUGCCUACUAUGGACAAGGACGGGUAAUUGUGGUAACCCAUGAAGGUUUCCUGGGCCGUGAAUCUCUGUCCACUUUCCUGAUUAAUGCUAUUAACUGGCUUGAUGAGGGGCGUAAAGGCGUUAUUGGCAUCACACCAAGUCUCACUGGAGCCCAAAAGAUACUGAGCAAAUCCGGUCUAAACUGCCAGUUAACUAACUUCAGAGAAGAUCUCAGUGUCUACGUCUGCAAUUCCUACAGUGAUGCCGAGUCUGAAAAGAUCCAAGAAUUUGUCGCAGAAGGAGGUGGUCUUCUGAUUGGAGGUCAUGCCUGGUAUUGGGCCUAUGACAAUCCUGGCCGCAGAAGGAUGACUGAAUACCCAGGAAAUCGCAUUCUUAACCAGAUGGGAGUGUGUAUUUUGGGCAGCACUGUGACUGGAGGAUUAUACAAAGCCCCAGAAAUCAAAGAGGGCUUUAAAGAUGUGUACCGCUUUCGUAAUGUACUGAGACACUUUGGGAUGCAUAUAACCAAGGGGCAAAAACUUCCUCCCCAUGUAGAGGGUUCCCUGAAACAACUUGGCAAUGAUUGUGCAAGCUACCUUUGUAUGUGUACACAUGACUAUGUUGCUUAUAAUUCAGUGGUAACUCUUUUUACCGACAUGGUGAAGGAGAUUGGUUUUCCACAGGUGUGUAGUAAGAGCCCUAUUAAAAGUCCCAAAGACUUCCUGAUGCUCCAAAUUGGGACUGAACUUUACAACACUAUGUCUAACCCUGAUGCCCUCCUGCCAUACAUCAUUAAGGAAAGACCUCACCUGCCCACUGUGUCUGAUGCAAGAGUUCGUAUCAGCGCCGACACUGGUGGCUCUGAAGCAUGGAUAAGCACAGGCUUGUAUCUUUCUCCUGGAAUGAGGACACAUAUAAUUAUUCCUUCAGAACUCAUUGGGAAAAACUGGAAGGUUCAGAUCGGUUGUCAGACUGAUAACAUUUCGGCUGCAGAUGUUUUGAAACGAGCUCCUGUGGUCUGUGAGUGUUUCCCAUUGGACAAAAAAAUGGUUCAGCUUUGUAAUCUAUGGGGAGGGCUCAUCUACCUAGUUGCACCUCCCAAAACCAAAGUGGAUGGGGUGGAAAUUGUGGUGCAGACUGCAGUAAAAGCUCCAUACUUCAAGUCUGGAGAGACCAGUGUAGCUGACUGGGUCGGUGGGAUCCGUCAGGCCCCGGCCCCCUGGGCGGAGCUUGAGUUUGAGAACAUCAUCAUCACAUUAGAGUCAAGUGUGAUACGGAGUCUGGAUCGUCCUGAUCAUUUGGCAAAAUAUUGGGAUGCAAUAAUGAGAGGCAUAGGUGACCUGGCGGCUAAACCUCAUAAAUUCCCCCGCAAGGAGCGAUUUGUUGCAGAUGUUCAGAUCUCUGCCGGCUUUAUGCAUUCUGGAUAUCCCAUCAUGGUGCACUCCGUCUCCGCCCCAGCACUAAUAAAUCCAAAGGUAUCCAAUAAAAGUGAGUUGUGGGGAUUUAUACAUGAGCUUGGUCAUAACCAGCAGCGUGAUGUUUGGGAAUUUCCUCCACACACAACUGAGUGCACUUGCAACCUGUGGUCAGUGUAUGUGCAUGAGGAGGUGCUUGGUGUCAACAGGGCUACUGCUCACGAAGCCAUGACCCUAAAAGACCGCCAGGAUCGCAUCAGAGAUUAUGUCAAAGGUGGCAGGGAUUUGAAAAAAUGGACCGUGUGGACAGCACUGGAGACGUAUUUGCAGCUUCAAGGCAAAUAUGGCUGGGAUGCUUUCAAGAAGGUUUUUGCUGCCUAUCAUGACAUGACUGGAGUGCCCAAUAACAACGCAGUCAAGAUGAAUCUGUACGCUGAGACCUUCUCCAAGGUGGUGAACAUGAAUCUGUCGUCCUUCUUCAAAGCCUGGGGUUGGCCGAUCGAGCCCAGCACUGAACAGAAGAUCUCUCAUCUCCCCAAGUGGAGCGAUCAUCCAAUGAAGCAGUAUGCAUAAGACACCUGAGAGAGCUGUGAAAUUACAGUGAAAAAUUUGAUAAAAAUAAGACAUAAGAGUAGAUUGAUAUGGGUUGAUAGCCGGUGACUUCUUUUUCGAGGGCGCACAAUGCGAGGCUCGUCACAACUAGUGUUGUUUUUGGCAGCCUGUUUUAAUUUUAGUUUUAGUCGAGUCUUUGUGUCAAGCUGUCAUUUUAGUUUUUAUUAGUUUUUGUCACGUUCAUACAUUUUUUAGUCUAGUCAGGUUUUAGUCGACUUAAAGUCUGGGCAUUUUAGUCUUAGGGCGUUUUCACAUUAGCCCUUUUUGGGUGCGCACCCGGGUUCGAUUGACAUCAGAGUUCGGUAGAUUUGGAUGAUGUGAACGCUGUCUUCCGAACUCGGGUGCGCAGUCCGCUUAAAAAGGGUGGUCUGGGGUCCGGUUCAUGUGAACUCCAGAUCGGUUCGCUGCUGAUGUGAGCGCAAUC
Molecule: messenger RNA, 3277 nt
Organism: Paramisgurnus dabryanus
Lineage: Eukaryota; Metazoa; Chordata; Actinopteri; Cypriniformes; Cobitidae
Product: TRPM8 channel-associated factor homolog
Biological process (GO): positive regulation of protein targeting to membrane
Cellular component (GO): plasma membrane
Molecular function (GO): transmembrane transporter binding
Source: RefSeq, a predicted model, not a curated record